AUGACUACUCUUCAAGUUGUGCUCAUCGUUGGAUUUUUGAAAAUAUUUAAUAUAGAAAAAGCUGAAAGCCGAACAAGUAAUAAACUUGUGAGUGAAAAACAUAAGCUCCAUUAUCACUAUGAGACGUUCAAUUACACCACCUUGGCUUUCACGCACGCUGAGAGUCCUACGUGGGACCCUGACUUGAAUACAUUGUACUGGGUUGAUGUUCUCAACCAAAAUGUGCAUGCAUUGGAAUAUACCACGAAACAACAUCGACUAAAACAUAUAGGUAAAGGUGAAGUGAACAUAGUUUUACCGAUCGCAAACAGCAUGCGCUUAUUAAUCGGAGUGCAAUCAUCCGUAUAUUUAUUAGAUUGGGAUGAGCCAAGACCUUCGUCAUUACGCUUCAUGGCAGCAUUAGAUUUAGGAAGUCCGGACAAUAUUCUGAAUGAAGGAAAAGCUGAUGUAAAAGGCAGGUUUUGGGCAGGAACAAAGGGUCCUCAGCACGGUGACACUGUAUUACCAGAUCAAGCUGCACUUUACAGUUUGGAGCAACCACAUUUCGAGCCAAAAGUUCAGCUGAAGCCCGUUUCAAUAUCGAAUGGAAUUGUCUGGUCAUUGAAUAACAGUAUACUGUAUUAUAUAGACUCGGCUACGCGAACAAUUGAUGCAUUCGACUUCGAUGCAAGAAAAGGACGAAUUAGUAAACGUCGCACUAUAUUAGACAUCAGCAAGUACAAUUUUAUGAAAACUACGCCCGAGCCCAUACCUGAUGGGAUGACUAUAGACAGGGAUGGAUGUCUUUGGGUUGCGCUCAUGUUUGGUGGAGCAGUCAUUCGAGUAGAUCCAAACCAGAGAAAAGUCGUGGCAAAAAUAAGCUUACCAGUUUCUCGUGUAACGUCCGUGGUUUGGGUUGGGGACGCGUUAGAAGAGUUGGUUGUCACCACCUCGCGGCGCAAUAUGGAUGCAAAAGAGCUAGAGAGAGAACCGUAUUCGGGCAAUCUAUUUAUUCUCAACAAACUUGGAACCGGUGGAGUACCCAGCUACAAACUUAUAUUUAAUGACUCGGAUAUUUAUUAA
Zerene cesonia (dogface butterfly) is the source of this 1062-nucleotide messenger RNA. Its product is annotated as regucalcin-like. Gene Ontology annotation, biological process: L-ascorbic acid biosynthetic process. Lineage: Eukaryota; Metazoa; Arthropoda; Insecta; Lepidoptera; Pieridae. The record is from RefSeq and is a predicted model, not a curated record. Gene Ontology annotation, molecular function: gluconolactonase activity; calcium ion binding. Bases 1 to 1062 code for a protein of 353 amino acids. The transcript is spliced from 6 exons.